Funneliformis geosporum is the source of this 1920-nucleotide messenger RNA. NCBI's taxonomy places the organism in Eukaryota, Fungi, Glomeromycota, Glomeromycetes, Glomerales, Glomeraceae. The record is from the annotation of a GenBank genome assembly.
AUGCUAGAAUUAUUUGAAUUUCAAGAAAAAGCCGCUUUAAAAAUAGUGGAAAAAUACGAGCGAUAUCUCCGCUGUCAAAUCGUUAUCAAGAAAGGAAAUGAAGAAACACCAGUGCCUUUUAUCCAAAUUUUAGAUGCCUUAACUGGUUCUGGAAAAACGGUAAUUUUAGCCAAAACUAUCGGCGAGAUAAGUAAAUUAAGUCAAGAAAAUCCAAUAGUUUUGUGGUUAAGCAAAGCCAGUGUGGUAGUGGAGCAAAGUUUUAAUAAUUUAACUAGCGGUGGCAAAUAUCACCAUUUAUUAGGCAAAUGUCAGGUUAUCAUGCUUGCCGAAUAUCACGAAAGUUUAUUAUUCGAAAAUGAGCCGUUAGUCCUUUUUGCUACCGUGGGAACUUUUAACCAAAAAGAUAAAGAAGCCGGUAAUCGCCAAAUUUAUCAAUGGCAUAAUUUGUCCGACCAACAAACCAAUUUAUUAUUAGAGUUAAAGCCAGAGGUUUUUUUAAUGGCGAGUGCGACCAUGAAAUUUCCCCACAAAUUAGCCGAACAGUUUACCGAAUUAAAAAAAGAAAGCAAGUGGCAAGACCAUGAUUUUUUCACCCAAGUGCCAACUACCGAAGUAGUAGAAGCCGGUUUAGUGAAAAAAGUAAUUCAGUUAGCCAGUUAUGAAAAUCCCCGUGAGGAAACCAUUUCCUCGCUGGUUGAGGAUUUAAGGGUCAUCGAAAACCAACUCCAAAAUAAUUUACCGAACCAAAAACCCAAAGCGAUUUAUGUUUGUCUCGAAAAAUGUCAAGUGAAGCCAGAAAAUAUUGCCGUUUAUUGUGAUUUAAAAUUUAGCCGAGAUUUUCCUAAACCUCCGGAAUUCAAUUUAUUUGCUGGGAGUGGAGAAAAGAAAUAUCAAGAAUUUAUUAGUGAUGACCCCUUGGUUUAUUGUGCUUACAUUGACCGUUUGCUUAAUUCUUCCCUGGCGGUGAAGCAAAUUAUUGGUCGAGUUUUACGCCAACCUAAACCAACUAUCACUCACCAAUUACCAGAAUUAUUAAAUACCGCUCAUUUUUACAUUCAGGUCGAAAAACAGUCUACUUUUCAAGGAGUAAUUGAAGAAAUUAACCAUGAAUUAGAAAAAAAUGGUCGAGGUAUUGAGAUUAAACCAACUACUUCCGUGGAUAAACCGGAGAUCGUUAAAGUUGAAGAUAUUUACCAACUACCAAAAAUUAUUUGUAAUGCAGAUAAAAUUAAUACUCGGGGUGAUAGUUAUCGAACUAUUACUAAAAAAUAUAUUGACGAGCAAGGCAAUUUCCAAGAAACAGUUCACGAAAAGACUGGUGACACUGAUAAGAUUACAGUCCGGGCGGUUUUCUACCGAGAAAUUAUUCGCAAACUUCCCCAAAUCCGAGGAAUAGUCUUGCUAGAUGAGCCUAAAUUUGAUGCCUUAGUAGGGUUUAAAUCAAAUGUUUACGGACAAAUCAUUAAAAAGGUGGAUGAAAUUAUUAAAGUUUAUUUAGACAAUUCUCAACUGGAAGCAAGUGAAACGGAGUUAUAUACUGUCCCCGAUUUAUUACUUUAUAACCCUACUAAUUCUAUUAAUUUUAACAAUAGCAUUCACCCCAAAUACUCUCAAUUAAAUAAGUUGGAGGAAAAAUUCGCUUGCGAAUUAGAUAAAUUUGGUUAUAAGUGGUGUCGCAAUCCUUCCCGCACCGGUUAUUCUAUCCCCCUAGUUACUUUGGGUUCAACUCGGAAUUUUUAUCCCGAUUUUUUGGUUUUCCUUAAAAAUAAAAUUAUUGCGGUUGAUACCAGCGGCGAACAUUUAAUCAAAGAUAAAGUUGAUCGGAAAUUAUUGAAUAUUAGUCCCAAGUUAUUAGUUUGUUUUGUUUCUAGUGGAAAAUGGGAUGAAAAAUCAGUUGAGAAAACUGAUGAGAGUGGUUGA